Molecule: messenger RNA, 1150 nt
Organism: Gaeumannomyces tritici R3-111a-1
Lineage: Eukaryota; Fungi; Ascomycota; Sordariomycetes; Magnaporthales; Magnaporthaceae
Exons: 4
Coding region: 60-995 (311 amino acids)
Source: RefSeq, a predicted model, not a curated record
UGGCGCAACCAACCCCCCUUCGCGUUCCGGCCACGCCGUGGUGGUUACCUUGCCAGACCAUGGCGUCCGUUGAUUUCUUCACCCAGGAGCUCGGUCCUGAAAUCGAGGAUCCCGAUGAGGAGACAUUCCUCCUGUUCGCCCAAGACAUACCGUCGCAGAACCUCGGUUUCGUCGACUCUGCGGCCUCCAGUCUGGAGCUGACCGUUGCCGGCAAGGACCUGACCGUCCACCAGUCUCCGGGCAUACUCUCGUCGACGCGGUCGGGCGGCACAACCGGAGCAGUCGUCUGGAAAGUAACUCCCCUUUUCGCCGAUUGGGCCGCCUCGCCGGGCAACAUCCUCGCCAGGUCCGGCGCCCUGUCCCGGUCCUCGGCCGUGCUCGAGCUGGGCUGCGGCAUCUCCGCCAUAGUGGGCCUCGUCCUCGCCCCGGCCGUGUCGUCCUACACCCUGACGGACCAGGCGUACGUGUCGCGCCUGGUCGAGCAGAACAUCCAGGAGAACCGGGCUGCCCUCGUCUCGGGCGGCGGUGGUAGGUCCUCCGCCAAGAGCAAAAGGGCCGGCGGCGGCGGAGGCGGGUCCGGCGCGCAGACGGCGGGGUCCUCCCUGCGCUUCGCCCCCCUGGACUGGGAGACGGACGAGGUGACGGGCUCGCUCGCCGGCCCCGCCCGGGCCGGGAGCUUCGACCUCGUCAUAGCCUGUGACUGCAUCUACAACGAGUCCCUGAUCGAGCCGCUCGUCCAGACCUGCGUCGACGCCUGCGCGCUAGGGAGGGCGCCCGCCGGGGAAGGUGGCGGCGGCGCCGCCGCCGCCGCCAACGCCCCAUGUGUUUGCGUGGUGGCGCAGCAGCUCCGCGACCCCGAGAUAUUCGAGAGCUGGGUCAAGCGCUUCUGCCGCUCCUUCCAUGCAUGGAGAAUACCCGACGAGAGUCUGCCGCAGGGCCUGCGUUCCAGCUCUGGAUUCGUGGUCCACGUUGGGGUACUGAAAGAUUUGAGUUGAAAGUCUCGAGGGUGGAAUAGAGCAGACAAUAACUGAUGAGGAGCAAAAUUACGGCGGGCGUGUCAGUCCACUACGAGGUCGGUGCUUAUGGAGAUUUCCCUAUGGGACAAAAUCGUAACGUCAACUUCACUCGAGUGUCAGACGGCUAGGCUCAA